AUGACAGAAAAUGAGGCAACAGCCUUCCAGCUCACUAACUUCUUUUCCAGCACUUCUUGGAUUGACUUUACGGCUGUCGGAAUAUCUCCAUUUGCUGUCUCGAAUGUUCCAGCAACGGUCACGAUUACGUCAACUGUAUCUCUUACUGGUUCUGCACCAGUGGUCACAUCAACAAGAACCUCUGUCUUGCUGUUCACGACUUCCAUUCCUGCUCUGAUUGUCACCAAAAAUGUCACCAAAAAGAUCUCAAGCAUGAUUCUAUCGACCCAACCCGACGUUUACAAGUCUACUGCUGUGACCUUGACUGAGACUUCGUACCAGUCGAUAACUCCGGCCGCGAAGUCGACUACUUUCACGCUGGACGAGGUUGUAACAUCGACCCUCGUAAUCCAAGAUCCCUCUGUGACCUCUACCAAGCUUAUUACCUCAAAGAUUACGGCUCUAUCGACAUUUACGCCUGCUCCUGUCACACAACUACAUACGGUAAUCGUAUCGGAUCUGCAAACUUCAACUCUUACUCAAAGCCAGUGUCCAAAGUCUUCACGUCGAUAUCAACAGUGGUAUCUACUACCACGUCAACGCCUAAAGAGAAAACCGAUACUGUGA
Molecule: messenger RNA, 606 nt
Organism: Cadophora gregata
Lineage: Eukaryota; Fungi; Ascomycota; Leotiomycetes; Helotiales; Ploettnerulaceae
Exons: 1
Coding region: 1-606 (201 amino acids)
Source: RefSeq, a predicted model, not a curated record